AUGAAAGCGUUCUGCCAGUUCUGGUGGCUCCUGGGUUGGGCAGGGUACCAGCACGUUUUAUCACAAGAUUAUGAAGAACGUGGCGACGGGAAUUUAAUUAGGAAACAGAAAACUAAAUAUCUCUCAGCUAAUCCACCAGGCGAAAAUGACCAAGAGGAGGACUGCAGUUUGGAGAUCGCUUUCCUGUUGGACAGUUCGGAGAGCGCCAAAGACUACAACCACAACCGGGAGAAGAGCUUUGUGCUGGACUUCGUGGACCGGCUGCAGCAAUUGCGGGUGUCGAGCGGCCGGCGGCUGGUACCCAGAGUGGCGCUGCUGCAGUACUCCAGUACGGUGCUCAUUGAGCAGACCUUCCGCGACUGGAGCGGCGCGGCCACCUUCAGGGCCCGCGUCGCGCCCAUUGGUUACAUCGGCCAUGGCACUUACACCACGUAUGCCAUCACCAACCUGACCCAGCUCUACCUGAACGAAGCAGUCCCGGGCAGCGUCAGGGUGGCUGUGCUUAUGACCGACGGCGUGGACCACCCCAGGAACCCGGACAUCUACGCAGCCACGGCCGAGGCCAAGAACCAGGGCAUCAAGUUCUUCACGGUGGGCAUGUCGCCCGUGGCCACCGAGCCGCCCAACGCGGCCAAGUUGCGCCUGCUGGCCAGCCCGCCUGCUUCCCGCUUCGUUCACAACCUGCAGGACCACGGCGCCCUGGGGAAACUUUUACUGGAAGUGGGAGAGCUGGUUGAUGAUGGGUGCCCCAAAACACCAAAAUGUUUUUGUGAAAAAGGAGAAAGAGGUCCACCUGGUGCUGCUGGGAAAAAAGGACGCCCUGGCGAUGAUGGUUCUCCAGGUCUAAAAGGAAAUAAGGGUGAAGCAGGUCUGAGUGGAAUUCCUGGACGGGAUGGAUUGGAGGGUAGAGCUGGUUACAAAGGUGAACAGGGUGAAAGAGGUGAAUGUGGCCUUCCAGGAACCAAAGGUGACAGGGGUCCAGAAGGUCCACCAGGGCCCAGGGGGCUAAGAGGAGUACAGGGUUAUCCAGGAUCCCCUGGAGACCAUGGGCCUGAAGGCUUUCAAGGACAAAAGGGUGAACGUGGACUUCCUGGGCCACCUGGCCUAACUGGUGAAACUGGAAUUGGUCUUCCAGGCCCAAAGGGUGACAUUGGUUUCCCCGGAAGACCAGGACCUGUUGGCCCACCAGGGAUUGGUGAACCUGGAUUGCCAGGUCCCCCAGGACCUCAAGGUCUUCAGGGAGAUCGUGGUUUACCUGGAGAGGGUUGGCCAGGAUCGAAGGGCGAUCGUGGUUAUGAAGGACCAAAGGGACCUCGUGGAGCUCCGGGUGUGGGUAUUAAGGGCGAAAAGGGUGAAAUAGGUUUUCCUGGAUUGCCUGGCCCUAUUGGUCCACCUGGAGUUGGACUGCAAGGUGAAAAGGGAGUACUAGGUCCAAGAGGACCACCUGGCCCAAGAGGACCUCCAGGUGAAGGCUUGCCAGGAUCAAAGGGUGAUCAAGGUUUGCCGGGAGAAGUUGGUGCCCCUGGAGAAAGAGGAAUUGGAGAGCCAGGACCAAAAGGUGAACCUGGCUCCUCAGGAUUGGCAGGUCUCCCUGGUCUUCCAGGAGAAGAUGGCGCACCAGGACAAAAGGGAGAACCAGGAUUGCCAGGACCUCGAGGGGCUGAAGGAGCACCUGGCAUAGGAAUUCAAGGAGAGAAGGGUGAUAUAGGUCAGACUGGGCUGCGAGGUUUGGUUGGUCCACCUGGAAUAACAGGGCCCACAGGACCAAAGGGUGAACCAGGUGCUGCAGGGCGCCUAGGAAUGCCAGGUCUUCCGGGACGUGGCAUUAUGGGAGUAAAGGGUGAUCCAGGUCCCCCUGGUCCCGUUGGUCCUGUAGGUGAAACUGGAAUAGGAAUCCCUGGUCCUAAGGGCGAUCGUGGUCACCCAGGACCAUCUGGACCCAUUGGACCAAAAGGAGAUGGCUUUCCAGGCUCACCUGGUUUGCCCGGUCUUCCAGGCCCUACAGGUGAACAGGGACCUGUAGGAAUUGGAUUCGCAGGACCAAAGGGAGAUCCAGGAGCCAGAGGGCCAAAUGGUGUGGCUGGACCUCCAGGAGAAGGACUUCAAGGUCAGAAGGGAAUGGUAGGAAGACCAGGACCACCUGGACCCCAAGGUCCUCCAGGGGAAGGCAUUCAGGGACCCAAGGGGGAUCAAGGUUUUCAAGGACUGAUAGGACCUCGUGGACCACCAGGGGAAGGGUUUUUGGGACCCAAGGGUGACCGUGGUGUAACAGGUGAACGAGGUCAGAAGGGAAGUAAAGGAGACGUAGGUGAUGCUGGUUCUGCUGGUGCAACUGGAAGACCUGGAGCAAAGGGUGAUCCUGGCUUAACAAGAGAGGAUGUCAUCAGAAUGAUAAAGGAGAUAUGUGGUUGUGGAAUUAAAUGUAAAGAAAGACCAAUGGAACUUGUAUUUGUGAUUGAUAGCUCAGAAAGUGUGGGGCCAGAUAACUUUGAAAUUAUAAAAGAUUUUGUCACUGCACUUGUCGACAAAGUAACAGUUGGCAGGAAUGCUACUCGAAUUGGUCUUGUCCUCUACAGCUUGGAAGUACGAUUAGAGUUCGGUCUAAGUCGAUACUUGACACAGCAAGAUGUCAAACAGGCAAUUAGGAAAAUGCUAUACAUUGGUGAAGGCACAUACACAGGAACAGCUAUCCGCAAAGCAACUCAGGAAGGAUUCUAUGGAGCUCGGCCUGGUGUGAAGAAAGUUGCUAUAGUGUUAACAGAUGGGCAGGCAGACAGAAGAGAGACGGUUAAACUGGAUGUUGCUGUACGUGAGGCUCAUGCCGCAAACAUUGAGAUGUUUGCAAUUGGUAUUGUAAAUACGACUGACCCAACCCAAGCUGAAUUCUUGCGUGAACUGAACCUAAUUGCCUCAGAUCCUGAUACUGAGCACAUGUAUCUCAUUGAUGAUUUCAAUACUCUUCCAGCUCUGGAGUUGAAAUUGGUCAGACAGUUCUGUGAGGAUGAAAAUGGUGCUUUGAUUUAUAACCAAGUGAGAAAUGUAAUAACAAACAGAAGCCCAUUAUAUUCAAUAACUCCAAGUUCUACACAUACCAGGAACCAAAUUGGACCAAGUGCUACAAAGCCUAGACAAACGAUUGUAUCUGGAGAGAUGAAAGUAAAUGCACCGGUGAAGCCUUUUCCAUUUAGAUCUAUCUCUGUUGCAAAACCUCCCAAGAUCAAUGAACAGGUGAAACAAAAGCCAGAAAGAGCUGAUGAUGAUUCUAAUGAAGAAAAGGACCUGAAACUUGUAACCCCUUUGUUUCAAUCAAAGGGCAGUAACAUUCCAUCAGUCAAUAAAAACUACUCAGGUAUACACUCACAAUCUGCAAAGCCUAUGAAAGAAUCUGUAAUGUCAGCCUCGCUGCCAGAAAAAACUUCAGUUUCAGAUCCUCUCUGUCAACUCCAUUUAGACCAAGGGACUUGUCGUGACUAUAUAAUUAAAUGGUAUUAUGAUAAACAGGCGAAUGCUUGUGCACAAUUUUGGUACGGUGGCUGUGGCGGAAAUGCUAAUCGUUUUGACAAUGAAGACAAAUGCAGGAAAACCUGUGUAGUUUCCAGUACUGCAGAAUCCUGAUGUGGAUCCUAAAAAGUUAUUUCAGCAAAUCAUUGAGGAACAGGAGGAAGACUGAAAACUAUCUUUGUGCAUUUAUUUUUUAAUAUUUUGAUAACCACACAAAUUGAAAUUGUAUAAAAUGUUAAUACAGAUGAUUAUGUUUUCGUUAACUUUUUGAUAUAAG
Molecule: messenger RNA, 3778 nt
Organism: Pristis pectinata (smalltooth sawfish)
Lineage: Eukaryota; Metazoa; Chordata; Chondrichthyes; Rhinopristiformes; Pristidae
Gene: col28a2a
Product: collagen, type XXVIII, alpha 2a
Exons: 35
Coding region: 1-3615 (1204 amino acids)
Molecular function (GO): serine-type endopeptidase inhibitor activity
Source: RefSeq, a predicted model, not a curated record